Solea solea (common sole) is the source of this 1866-nucleotide messenger RNA. It is a transcript of the gene scarb2c, whose product is annotated as scavenger receptor class B, member 2c. Gene Ontology annotation, molecular function: scavenger receptor activity. Gene Ontology annotation, cellular component: lysosome; membrane; cytoplasm. Lineage: Eukaryota; Metazoa; Chordata; Actinopteri; Pleuronectiformes; Soleidae. The coding region runs from base 157 to 1602 and encodes 481 amino acids. The transcript has 12 exons. The record is from RefSeq and is a predicted model, not a curated record. Gene Ontology annotation, biological process: receptor-mediated endocytosis; protein targeting to lysosome.
UCUUUGCGCAGUCGAGCAAAACAAACCUAGCAUAAACACACACACACACACACACACGCACGCAUAUAAAUAUACGAGUGUCACAUUAGCCUCUAAUGAAGACUGUGACCGUUAUUUAGAUAUUUGGUCGGCGAGUUUCGUCUCUCUCUUCUCAUCAUGUUCCUAAAAUCAUGUUGCAUUUACAGCACCGGAGUUUUCUCCAUGCUAUUUUUGAUCGUGGGCAUUGCUUUGGUCCUGUCGAACGUGUUCCCACAGUCUGUACAAACGAUUGUUAAAAAGGAUGUAGUUUUGAAGAAUGGCUCUGAAGCAUUUGAGGCCUGGGAGAGUCCGCCAGCACCCAUCUAUAUGCAGUUCUACUUCUUUAAUCUGACCAAUCCCCUGGAAGUGCUGGAUGGGGAGAAGCCGGCUGUGGUGGAGGUUGGACCAUACACAUACAGGGAAUAUCGGCCCAUGGAGCAAGUGAACUUCCAGGAUAAUGGCACAAAAGUAGCAGCUGUCAACACUAAAACCUACAUAUUCCAACAAAACAUGUCCCGAGGUCCAGAGAGUGACCUCAUCAGGACUGUCAACAUCCCUGCCAUAACACUGAUGGAGAUGUUCAAGGAUCACAGUGUAAUGGCCAAUUUGAUCUCCUCCUACAUGAAGUUCGAAGAAGAAGGCUUGUUCACCACCCGCACAGUGGGAGAACUGCUGUGGGGUUACGAGGACGCGGUUCUCAAAGCCUUGCGAGCCGUAAAACCCGAGCUGGAUGAUGUGUUUGGACUGUUCUAUAAGAAUAAUGCCUCCAACGAUGGUGAAUACAUGUUUUUCACUGGCCAGCAAAACUACAAGGACUUUGCUCGAGUGGAUACAUGGAAUGGGGAAAGCUCGUUGAGUUGGUGGACAUCCGAUGAGUGCAACAUGAUAAAUGGAACCAACGGCGCGUCUUUCCAUCCGGUCGUCACCAAGACUGAAGCUCUCUACAUGUUCUCCUCAGACCUGUGCAGGUCAAUAUAUGCGUUGUACGAGGACGACGUGACGGUGAAGGGGAUCUCUGGGUAUCGCUUUGUCCCCCCCAGUGAGGUCUUUGCCAAUAUGACCUUGAACCCGGCAAACGCAGGGUUCUGUGUGCCUGCUGGGAAGUGCCUGGGCUCUGGCGUUCUGAACGUCUCUGUGUGCAAACAAGGAGCUCCCAUUAUAAUGUCCUCACCACACUUCUACCAGGCCGAUGAGAAGUUAGUUAAAGAUAUAAUUGGCAUGAAGCCUAAAAAGGAGCACCAUGAGACUGCCAUUGACAUUAAUCCGCUCACUGGAAUCAUUCUUCAGGCGGCAAAGAGGCUCCAGGUCAACGUAUAUCUUGAGAAAAUUCCCGCCUUCAGUCAAACAGAAAACGUGAGGACAGUGAUUUUUCCUGUAAUGCACCUAAACGAGAGCGUCGUCAUUGACGACACGUCGGCCAAGAAGCUGCAGGCGGUCGCCAUGUUGCAGAACGUGGUGGAGAACGUUCCGUUUAUGCUGAUUGGUCUGGGCAUCAUUCUGGGAGGAGUCUUCAUGUUGCUGAUGUGUCGACUCAAGGUCCCUGAGGCCACUGCUGAUGAACGACAGCCUCUGCUCUCAUCGUAACACUAAAAGGGAUGUAAAAAAAGAAGACCACUCGCUGUGUUUUGCAGUAUUAGCCAACAUUUCGAUGCUUUCAUUGGUUUUGCCGUGUGUACCACUAACCGCCAACUAACAGUUUUAUUGUUUUUCGGUUGUAAACUGAAGUUACUUUUUUUUAGUGUGUUUUAAAUCAAACCAUUUUAAUAAACAAAGUCGUCAGUUACCUGAUUUUCCAUUUGUGGCAUGAUUAUGAAAUGCCAUUUUUAUAUUAAAAUAAUUAUAAUUGGA